Messenger RNA from Phoenix dactylifera (date palm), 4235 nucleotides. The record is from RefSeq and is a predicted model, not a curated record. Lineage: Eukaryota; Viridiplantae; Streptophyta; Magnoliopsida; Arecales; Arecaceae.
CUUUAUGGUCCACUCAAAAACCAUAAAAAACCCUAUCGUUCCCCACCUUUUCCAGAUCCCUAAUCCCAUCCAAAACCCUCCUCCCCCUCAUCCUCCGCCGCCGCCUCCUCUCCGCCGCGCCGAGCCCCUCGCCCAUGGCCUCUUUCGAGGAUUACCUCCGGCGGGCCCUUGCCGAGAAGCAGACCGCCGUCGACGCCCAGUCCAAGGGCGUACGGGCCCUCAAGUUCCGCCCCGGCGUCUCCAAGGACGAGAUCGACGCCGCCGCGAAGCGACUCCAGACCGCCGUCCGCAGCAAGGGCGACGGCAGCAACAAGGAGGCGUUCAAGCAGGCCGUCGUGAACACGCUCGAGAAGUGGCGCUUCUACAUCCCCUCCUUUAAGAUCUACCGCGGCGUCGCCGGCCUCUACGACUACGGGCCCCCUGGGUGCGACAUCAUAUCCAACGUCCUUGCCUUUUGGCGCCAGCACUUUGUUUUGGCGGAGAACAUGUUGGAGAUGGAUUGUCCCUGUGUCACGCCAGAGAUAGUGUUGAAGGCAUCUGGUCAUGUGGAUAAAUUCACUGACCUGAUGGUGAAGGAUGAGAAGACUGGGACGUGCUACCGCGCUGAUCACUUACUCAAGGACUAUUGCAAGGGGAAGCUCGAGAGGGACCUAACAUUGUCACCUGAUAAGGCUGCAGAGUUCAAGCAUGUCAUCUCAGUGUUGGACAAUCUUUCUGCUGAAGAGCUAGGGGCGAAGCUGAAGGAGUAUGAUGUCAGAUCACCUGAUACCGGGAACCACAUCUCUGAUCCAUACCCCUUCAAUCUCAUGUUUCAGACUUCGAUUGGCCCAUCUGGCAUGCUUCCUGGGUAUAUGAGGCCAGAAACAGCACAAGGUAUUUUUGUGGAUUUUAGGGACCUGUACUAUUACAAUGGCUACAAGCUUCCAUUUGCAGUAGCUCAGAUUGGGCAGGCAUUUAGAAAUGAGAUUUCACCUCGCCAAGGUCUUUUAAGAGCCCGUGAGUUCACACUAGCUGAGAUAGAGCACUUUGUGGAUCCUGAGGACAAAUCCCACCCGAAGUUUGUUCAUGUUGCCAACCUGGAGCUUUUGAUGUUCCCCAGGGAGGAGCAACUAGCAGGGAAAUCAGCCAAGUCAAUGAUCCUUGGUGAAGCUGUUUCAAAGGGAAUAAUCAACAAUGAGACACUUGGUUACUUCAUAGGACGGGUGUAUCUUUUCUUGACUCGUCUGGGAAUUGACAAAGAUAGAUUGCGCUUUAGGCAGCAUCUGCCAAAUGAGAUGGCUCACUAUGCUGUAGACUGUUGGGAUGCGGAAAUAGAAUGCUCUGAUGGCUGGAUUGAAUGUGUUGGGAUUGCUGAUAGAUCUGAUUAUGAUUUACGAGCUCAUUCGGAGAAAAGUGGUGUCCCUUUGGUUGCUCAUGAGAAGUUCUCAGAACCUAGAGAGGUGGAGAAGCUGGUUAUUACCCCAUUAAAAAGAGAACUAGGUCGUGCAUUUAAGGGUAACCAAAGAAUGGUGGUUGAAGCAUUGGAGGCCAUGAGUGAAAAAGAAGCACUGGUAAUGAAGGAAGCUUUGGAUAAUAAAGGAGAGGUGGACUUCCAAGUCUGUACACUUGGAAAAUCUGUGCUUCUAAAGCAAAACAUGGUAUCUAUUAGUAUGGAAAGAAAGAAGGAACAUCAAAGGCUUUUUACCCCGUUUGUUAUCGAACCAUCUUUUGGUAUUGGACGAAUAAUCUACUGUCUCUUUGAGCAUUCUUUCUACAGAAGACGAAGCUAUUCAGAGAAUGAACAGCUAAAUGUGUUAUGCAUCCCUCCUAUUAAGCGCACCAUUUAUCCAGCAAUCAAGUAUCAGCAGUUUGAUGGAGCGGCCAAACUCAUGGCUAAAUCACUAAAGAAGGCUGGGAUCUUACAUAAAUUAGAUGUUACAGGCAUGUCUAUAGGAAAACAUUAUGCCAGGACGGAUACGCUUGGUGUCCCCUUCGCCAUAACCGUCGAGGCCCACAAGGCCCUCAAGGUGGAGCACGGUGUCGCCGCAAAGCGACUCCAGUCCGCCUUCAUUGGCAACGGCAGCAACAAGGAGGCAUUUCGGCAGGCCGUCGUGAACACGCUCGAGAGGAGGCUCUUCUACAUCCCCUCCUUCAAGAUCUACGGCGGCGUCGCCGGCCUCUACGACUAUGGGCCUCCUGGGUGCGCCGUUAAGUCCAACGUCCUUGCCUUUUGGCGCCAGCACUUUGUUUCGGCGGAGCGCAUGUCGGAGGUAUGGUGUCCCUGUCUCACGCCAGAGAUAAUCUUGAAGGCAUCUGGUCAUGUGGAUAAAUUCACUGACCUGAUGGUGAAGGAUGAGAAGACUGGGAUGUGCUACCGUGCCGAUCACUUACUCAAGGACUAUUGCAAGGGAAAGCUCGAGAAGGACCUCACAUUAUCGCCUAAUAAGGCUGCAGAGUUCAAGCAUGUCAUCACGGUGUUGGACGAUCUUUCUGCUGAAGAGAUAGGGGCGAAGCUGAAGGAGUAUGAUAUCAGAUCACCUGAUACCGGGAACCACAUCUCUGAUCCAUACCCCUUCAAUCUCAUGUUUCAGACUUCGAUUGGCCCAUCGGGCAUGCUUCCUGGGUAUUUGAGGCCAGAAACAGCACAGGGUAUCUUCGUGGAUUUUGAGGAAUUGUACAAUUACAAUGGCGAGAAGCUUCCAUUUGCAGCAGCUCAGAUUGGGCAGGCAUUUAGAAAUGAGAUUUCACCUCGUCAAGGUCUUUUAAGAGUCCGUGAGUUCACACUAGCUGAGAUAGAGCACUUUGUGGAUCCUGAGGACAAAUCCCACCCGAAGUUUGUUCAUGUUGCCAACCUGGAGCUUUUGAUGUUCCCCAGGGAGGAGCAACUAGCUGGGAAAUCAGCCAAGUCAAUGAUCCUUAGUGAAGCUGUUUCAAAGGGAAUAAUCAACAAUGAGACACUUGGUUAUUUCAUAGGACGGGUGUAUCUUUUCUUGACUCGUCUGGGAAUUGACAAAGAUAGAUUGCGCUUCAGGCAGCAUCUGCCAAAUGAGAUGGCUCACUAUGCUGCAGACUGUUGGGAUGCGGAAAUAGAAUGCUCCUAUGGCUGGAUUGAAUGUGUUGGGAUUGCUGAUAGAUCUGCUUAUGAUUUACGAGCUCAUUCGGAGAAAAGUUGUGUCCCUCUGUUUGCCUGUGCGAAGUCCUCAGAACCUAGAGAGGUGGAGAAGCUAGUUAUUACCCCAUCAAAAGAAGAACUAGAUCUUGCAUUUAAGGGGAACCAAAGAAUGGUUGUUGAAGCAUUGGAGGCCAUGAGUGAAAAAGAAGCACUAGAAAUGAAAGAAGCUUUUGAUGAUAAAGGAGAGGUGGACUUCCAAGUCUGUACACUUGGAAAAUCGGUAGUGAUAAAGAAAAACAUGGUAUCUAUCAGUAUGGAAAGAAAGGAACAUCAAAUGGGUUAUUUUACCGCAUCCGUGAUUGAGCCAUCUUUUGGUAUUGGACGAAUAAUCUACUGUCUCUUUGAGCAUUCUUUCUACAUAAGACCAGGCAGAUCAGAGGAUGAACGGCUGAAUGUGUUCUGCUUCCCUCCUCUAGUGGCUCCGAUUAAGUGUACUGUUUUCCCAUUAAUCAAGUCUCAGCAGUUUGAUGAAGUGGCCAAACUCAUAGCUGAAUCACUAAUGGCGGCUGGGAUCUCAUAUAAAUUGGAUGCUACAGGCACGUCUAUAGGGAAACGUUAUGCCAGGACGGAUGAGCUUGGUGUCCCCUUUGCCAUAACUGUUGAUUCGGCUACUAGUGUGACCAUACGUGAGAGGGACAGCAAGGAACAGAUCCGUGUAAGCAUUGAGGAGGUGGUCUCAGUUGUGAAAAAACUCACGGUUGGGCAAAGCACAUGGGCUGAUGUGCUCUGUAGCUACCCAACCCACGUUGCUACACAUGCUGAUGAGCUGUGAAGCGGCUUCUGACGGAUGAAGUGAUGAAAGCAAUUCCUUAUCUUGCUGAAUUUUCAAACUACUGGAACUUAUCAGGCUAUUAUUGUUGAGUUACCCAGGAAAAAGAAGAUUUAUCUUAUUUAUUCGUGCUCUCAAAUGGUCUGGAUAUCUUCAUUUUAUAAGUGGAUCUAUGGGAUAUAUUUUGUACCUUUUAAGGAUUUUUUUUUUUUUUGACCUUUUAAGGGUUUGACUUGUCAUAAGCAUUUAAGUAUUUGUUCCUGGUGAUAAUGAUUUGAAUUGUGGAAGUGUGUAUUUUGUUGCUUUCUUUUUUUU